Geodia barretti is the source of this 1554-nucleotide messenger RNA. NCBI's taxonomy places the organism in Eukaryota, Metazoa, Porifera, Demospongiae, Tetractinellida, Geodiidae. The record is from the annotation of a GenBank genome assembly.
AUGACCUCGGCCGUCGUAAUCGCCGGCGUUCGCUCCGGCGUCGGCAAGACCACCAUCGCCAGCGGCGUCAUGGGCGCCCUGGCCCGCCGUGGUCUGCGGGUCCAGCCCUUCAAGGCCGGCCCCGACUACAUCGACCCCUCGUAUCACACCAUCGCCUGUGGCGUGCCUUCGCGGAACCUGGACACCUGGAUGCUGCCCCAUCCGGUGGUCUCCGAGCUGUUCCACCGGGCGGCCGGCGCGGCGGACAUCGCCGUGGUCGAGGGUGUCAUGGGCGUCUUCGACGGCCACUCCUCGCUGGACGAGGAUGGCUCCACGGCUGAGCUGGCCAAGCUGCUGGACGCUCCGGUGAUCCUGAUCGCCGAUGCCGGCAAGGUGGCCCGCAGCGUGGCCGCCGAGAUCCUGGGCUACCAGCAGUUCGACCCCGACCUGCGCAUCGCCGGCGUGAUCCUCAACGGCGUGGGCAGCGAGCGGCACCUGGAGUUCUGCCAGCCGCAGAUCGAGGCCACCACCGGCCUGCCCGUGGUGGGCUGGCUUCCCCGCCGCGACGACUUGGUCCAACCCGAGCGCCAUCUGGGCCUCAUCCCCACCGCCGAAGGCACUGUUCUCAACAACUGGUACGACGCCCUCAACGCCCAGAUACAGCAGACCAUCGACCUGGACGCCAUCACCCGCAUCGCCGCCACCGCCGGCCGGCCCGACGCGACCUCGGAGGGGGUCUUCCCGCAGACGCCCCAGGCUGCGCGAACCGCCAUCGCCGUUGCCCAGGACCGCGCCUUCUCGUUCUACUAUCAGGACUCCCUCGACCUCCUGGCGGCAUGGGGAGCGGAGAUCAUCCCCUUCUCGCCGCUGGACGACGCAUCCCUGCCCCACGGCGUGGGCGGCGUAUACCUGGGCGGUGGAUUCCCCGAGCUGUUCGCCGAGGAGUUGUCCGGCAACGCCGGUAUGCUGGAAUCGAUGCGCGAGGCAAUUUCGCGCGAACUGCCGGUAUACGCAGAGUGCGGCGGCCUGAUGUACCUGGGCCGCAGCCUCUCCGAUCUGGACGGCCGGCAGUUCCCGAUGGUUGGCGCGAUCCCCGUAGUAUCCUCCAUGGAGGGUCGGCGGCUGCACCUCGGCUACCGCGAGGUUGCGGCCUGUGGCGACGGCCCGCUGCUGAUGGCCGGCCAGCAGGUGCGCGGCCACGAGUUCCACUGGUCGGUCCUGCAGGAACCGCCCGGACGCCGCCAGCGCCGCCUACCAGGUGGUCAACCAGGAUGGCCGGCCCGAGGGCUUCCGCGCCGGCAGCGUGUGGGCCUCCUACAUCCACGUGCACCUGGGCAGCCGCCCCGGCCUGGCGCAGCGCUUCGUCGACACCUGCGCCGCCGCAAACGGAGGGCCGUAGAUGGUCGCUAUCCAAGCCGAGGCUCCUGUCAAAGCACCGAGCGACGCGAGGCCGCCGUCCGAUUUCGACGGCUACUUCCUCAUCCCUCUCUCCGAGUUCGGGAGGUCAUUGGACAGUCCGGAUCUGGAUGCGUGGUUCGAGGGAUUUGCCGAACGAAACAAGGACGCGGUUGGUGA